GCCCGUUUUCCAUCCUCGUUCCGUCCACGUCAACGCUCCUUUCCCCAACCCGACUUCCUCAAUUCCACGUUACUUUUGUUUCCCGGAAACUCCCGUGAUAAAACUAAGCACAUUCAUCCAUCGACUAUAUCAAUGGAGUCUGCAUUUUGAUUCCCUGGUUAGCUAUUUAACUAGGUGACCUAAACUGUUGAUUCGAGAGGGAAAGAGAAAAGAAAAGAGAGGGAAAAGGAGAACCAUGGCAGAAGUUUGGGUAACCAUGGAUGUCGGGAACGACGGCGUUGCAAUAAUCGCUAUCAGUAAUCCUCCUGUUAAUGCCCUUGCCAUUCCAAUUAUCGCUGGACUGAAGGAGAAGUUUGAUGAUGCAGUUAGGAGAAAUGAUGUUAAGGCUAUUGUUUUGACGGGAAAAGGAGGGAAGUUUUCUGGUGGGUUUGAUAUCAAUGUCUUCCAGAAGGUUCACGAGACGGGGGACGUGUCACUUAUGCCUGAUGUAUCUGUGGAGCUCUUGUGCAACACCAUUGAAGAUUGCCAGAAACCCGUUGUUGCGGCUGUAGAAGGACUAGCUCUUGGUGGAGGCUUAGAAGUAGCAAUGGGGUGCCUUGCACGCAUUGCCACUCCAAAAGUUCUGCUAGGGUUGCCAGAAUUGACGCUUGGAGUGAUACCAGGGUUUGGAGGAACACAACGCCUUCCAAGGCUGGUGGGACUCACAAAGGCCAUCGAGAUGAUGUUGGUAAUGAUCUCUUCCAUGGUUUUUUGUCUAUAUAUGACUCAUUUUUCCCAUGGACAUUUUAUAGGGAGGAGGAAGCAGAGGAGAAAAACUCUUUUGAAAUUUGACUUCCAGGAAGCAAAAGUUUUCAAGGAUUUGGUGUUGUUAGACACUUCAAAGGGUCUUGUUCAUGCCUUUUUUUCUCAACGUGCCACAUCAAAGGUGCCAAAUAUUACUGAUGUUGGACUCAAACCGAGGCGUAUUAAGAAAGUAGCAGUUAUUGGUGGAGGUCUAAUGGGUUCUGGUAUAGCUACAGCUCUUAUUCUGAGCAACACACAUGUUAUUCUCAAGGAAAUUAACUCGGAAUAUCUGCUGAAGGGGGUUAAAUCAAUUGAAGGUGCUUAUGUUGAUGCAUUUAUUUAUGAACUAUGUGCUUAAGCGAUUUACAUUGUAUAGUGAUCUAAUAUGCUAGCUAUCAGAUUGGGCUAAGAGGGUUGAUUACCAUAAUCUAUGGUGAUUUUGGACAAAUUUUUUGCCUGCUAUAGGGAGAUUGUUGUAACAGAAUUUCUAUAAAGAUAAUAGGAAGGUAUAUAAUGAGCCAGCUCCAU
Carica papaya (papaya) is the source of this 1311-nucleotide messenger RNA. NCBI's taxonomy places the organism in Eukaryota, Viridiplantae, Streptophyta, Magnoliopsida, Brassicales, Caricaceae. The record is from RefSeq and is a predicted model, not a curated record.